This is a messenger RNA of Penicillium argentinense, 456 nucleotides long. RefSeq lists its product as uncharacterized. The transcript is spliced from 4 exons. The record is from RefSeq and is a predicted model, not a curated record. NCBI's taxonomy places the organism in Eukaryota, Fungi, Ascomycota, Eurotiomycetes, Eurotiales, Aspergillaceae. Bases 1 to 456 code for a protein of 151 amino acids.
AUGUGUUCCUGCAUCUCGCCUCGUCUUGCCUUGCCUCCUACCGGUGGAGCCGGCCUCUGCCGCCGCCGCCGCUGGCCAGAACCCUCCUACGAAGCCUACAACACACCUGCAGGGUACACCUGCGUCGUCCGGGUAAACAACCGCGAGUACCAGACCGACGCGGUAUACGGCAGCGAGACUUUGGCGCGCGAAAGCGCCGCCAUGCGCGCGUACCUCAUCUGCCGCAAUUUCUCGGUGAAUGACGGCAUGUAUCCUGUCGGUCAUGAUCAUGGCGGCGUCGUGCAGGGGAUUCCUGUUGCCAUUGGGACGGGGAGGAAGAGCAGUCGUGAUGAUUCAGAUACUUCUACUGAGGGGAAUGGUGUAGAGACAGAGAAUCUAUGGAGAUGGUGGUUGAAGAUGGUUGGAGAAGCCAUUCUUGCUCUGAACGUGAUGAUGGACUCAGCUUUGGUGCUUUAA